Messenger RNA from Bombus pyrosoma, 1560 nucleotides. RefSeq lists its product as uncharacterized. Gene Ontology annotation, biological process: proteasome-mediated ubiquitin-dependent protein catabolic process; protein polyubiquitination; protein monoubiquitination. Gene Ontology annotation, cellular component: cytosol; ubiquitin ligase complex; nucleus. Lineage: Eukaryota; Metazoa; Arthropoda; Insecta; Hymenoptera; Apidae. Gene Ontology annotation, molecular function: ubiquitin protein ligase activity; cyclin binding; ubiquitin conjugating enzyme binding. The record is from RefSeq and is a predicted model, not a curated record. The transcript has 3 exons. The coding region runs from base 421 to 1530 and encodes 369 amino acids.
UACAGUGAUUGAGUAUACAGUGAGUCAAAAAGCACGUGGUAUACUAGACAAAAAAGUUACAAUUACAUUAUGAAUUGUAAUUGUUUAUUUAUUCUCGUGGAAUAUUUAAAAAUAUUAAAAUUUAAAAUAAUUAUACCCAGACUGAAACCAUAAUAGACAUGAAAUUUUUUUGGUGUAUUAAUAAGCUACAGAAUUAAAUUUAGUAUAUAUUAAGACAUUGGGUUCAGAAGAUUUAUUUAUCUUGUGUAUCAAAUGGGAACCAUUUUGAAGGUUUAACAAAAUAUAAUUAAAAUAUAUAAAAAGAGAAUUCAUAUACAUAGAGUCAUAUAUAUUGGAUUGAAUUUGAACCAGUGCAAAGAAGAAAUUAUUCACAUUUUUAUCUAAUUGAAAGACUACAAUUUAAUUUUUUAAAUUUUCAAUAUGAUAGAAUCUAUAACAUUAGAAGUACGACCUAGACUUCAAAUAUGCAAUGUUUUUAUUCAUUUAAAUAAAAAAGUAAAUUCAACAGGAGUUGCAAUAAAGCUUUCAAAAGAAAGUAUAAAAAUAACUAUAAAAAAUAAUACAAUAAUAUUUUUAACAAAAUCUGUAAAGUUAAUGCCAGAUUCAUUAUCAACAUUAGAUAUUAGAAACAAUUGGAUUUGUUUCCGUGUACAAACAAUAUCUGAUCCUGCAUUUGGACCUUUUAAAACGCAAAUAAUUACCAAUCCAGUAUUCAAUGUUAAUUCUUUGAAAGAUUCUUUUAAAACUACUGAGUUAUUUAAUACCGGUAAAUGUCAUAUAAUGUGUGCUUCUUGCAAAAACAUUCUUUCUAAAGACAUGUGUAUUAAAAGGAUUUUACCUCUACCAGAUAUGAAUUAUGAUUCAAGCGAAUGGUUUUGUUGUAAACAUAAUCAUAGUAAUACUAGGUAUAAUUUGGUUCCAUCAGAGUCUGAUAUUUUCUAUGGGUCACUUUCCUUCAUCAUUCGCGCAAGUUUAUUUAAUCACAACUUAAAAAUAGAUGAAAAUAUUGCGAUUUGUAACAGAUGUUUACAAUAUUUAGGAAAAAUUAUUACAGAUAAUACACUUAAAUUAUGGAAUUGUGCUGUGGAUUACAAUUUAUUAAGUAACUCACAAACUAAGACUGCAACAGACCCCUUUAAUGAUUUUUUACUUGCUAUUAAAACUUCAAUGACUGGUAUGUUUGGUGAAGAAAUAAUUUUGCAAUGCUUUGUAGGAAAAGAAAUUCACUCUCUCAUUUUAAAACCGAUGGAUUGGCACUUAAAUUUAAUGAUUGAACCUAAGGAAAUGUCAGAUGAUAAUAUUGUAACUUUGCAAAGAGUAUCAGUUGUCAAAGUAUUAUAUAAAUAUGAAACAAGCAAAAAUAUUAUUGAUUCUGUAAAUAAAUCGUAUUGUGAAGUUAGUUUUUCAGUAAUAAGAGCAGGUUUGGAACAUUUAAUAACAUCAACAAAACGAUUUCCACAGCUUCAUAGAACUACAACUGAUUGUUAUAUCGGACAUAUAUGCCUAGAAAAUUUUACAGACAAUACUUAAUAAUAAAAAAUAGCUUUUGUGUUUUUUAAA